Messenger RNA from Limulus polyphemus (Atlantic horseshoe crab), 4956 nucleotides. Its product is annotated as sodium/potassium-transporting ATPase subunit beta-like. Gene Ontology annotation, molecular function: ATPase activator activity. The transcript is spliced from 6 exons. Gene Ontology annotation, biological process: sodium ion export across plasma membrane; intracellular potassium ion homeostasis; potassium ion import across plasma membrane. The record is from RefSeq and is a predicted model, not a curated record. The coding region runs from base 106 to 1020 and encodes 304 amino acids. Lineage: Eukaryota; Metazoa; Arthropoda; Merostomata; Xiphosura; Limulidae. Gene Ontology annotation, cellular component: sodium:potassium-exchanging ATPase complex.
UCUCAGAAGUGUAAGCUUUGUCGCCACUAGCACUCGGUUGUCUACACUUGAGGAAGCAUCCGGGACUUGCUUCGGGACGGGCGAGUGAAUCGAUCGUCUGCAGUGAUGGCUGAGAUUAAGGAACGCCAAUUUUCAAAACCAGUACGAAAAACCAAAUUGGAGAGUCUUCGAGACUUCAUAUGGAAUUCCGAAACUGGGGAAUGUUUAGGAAGAACACUGGGAAGUUGGGUGAAGAUUGUGAUAUUCUACAUAAUCUACUACGCCUGUCUUGUCGCCUUUUGGACAGGCUUGCUUCUAGCGUUCUAUCAGACAGUAGACGACACUAAGCCUACUUGGAGACUCACCGCUAGUCUAAUUGGAAACAGUCCUGGCCUGGGAUUCCGUCCUCGUCCACCAAAAGAAAACGCAGCAACUAGUCUUAUUUGGAUCACUCAUAACAAAAAGAAAAGUUGGAAACACUGGGUGAAAUCGCUUGAUGAAUUUCUCGAACCUUAUCAAGGGAAGCACCAAGACGAAAAUCUGUCAAGCACUUGCGGUUUUGACCAAGGCCCUGGUAAAGGGAAGGUCUGUCAUUACCCCAUGGAUCUUAUUCCCGUUAACUGCACCUCUGCUCAGUCAUAUGGUUAUGAAACUGGACAUCCAUGUGUUCUCAUCAAGCUCAACCGGAUCUACGACUGGGUACCAGAGCCUUUCGACAAUGAAUCUCUUCCAGAAGACAUGCCAGAGGAUUUGAAGCAGAACUAUGACCCGCGCUUUGUGUACAUCACGUGUGCAGGAGAAAAUCCAGCAGACAGGGAGAACAUCGGCCCUAUUAGCUAUUAUCCAUCCCAGGGCAUUCCAAGCUACUAUUUCCCGUUCACUAAUUUGCCUUCUUAUCAGUCACCAUUCAUCUUCAUUCAUCUAGAGAUGCCUGUAAAAGGGAUCCUCAUCAAUGUGGAAUGCAAAGGAUGGGCUUCUAAUAUGGCCUAUGAUCGAAAGGAAAGACUUGGCAGUGUCCAUUUUGAAAUUCUUGUGGAUUGAAGCCAAAGUGCACUAGAAAUGUAGAUCUUUUUUUUCUUCUCGUCUUUGUUAUUAGGAUUUUUCAGUACGUUAAAGUACGGGAACUUUUCAAGUACUCAAUAAAUAAGGCUAUAUUAUCAUACAUUGCUGUUUAUAUCGAGAAAAAAAAAGAUAAUAUCAAAUAUUUCGUAGCAGUUGUUUAAAAAUACAUUACAUUAUGAAAACAUCCUUGAAAAUUUACACGCAUUUUACUAGAGUUUAUCUUUGUAAUAAAUAUUUUUCAACUUAAAAAUUAUGUCUUCUAUAUUGUAAAAAUACUGUUUUGCUUAUCAUACACGUUAUUCACUAUUAGUAACAAUUCUACGUACGUGUGAAGUGUUACAGUUGUUUACAUUUUGAAUGUACAGUCAAUAAACUAUGCAAAAGAGAUUCAUUUCUAGCUAUUAGACGUUUCAACUUUUAAUUGUUAUUUAUACAAGUAGCUGACAUCAAGUUUUAUAAAAUUCCGUUCAACUAUACAUUAAAGUUUAGGCGCUUCAAUUAUGGCGCUAAAACAUUAUCAUGUUGGAGAAUUUGAUGAUUCUGACUCAAUCUACAGUCACAUAUACAAUUAUUAAAUUCAGUUUUAAACGUGAUUCUCAUAUUUCUUCUACUUAAUAAUAAACCAACAUUUCUAAGUUAUUUGUUCCAAUAACUUGAGUUUUGAUGAGUAAAUAUUCCUUUCUAUGGGCUUGUUAUUUGAAAUACACAUGCAUGCAUUUUAGGUAUUAGAAGUUAGUUUUAUAUAUAGUGUAGUUUAGCCUUAAGUUGUAUAGAGAAAUCGAAAAAAAAACUAUUUUGAUAAAACUGUGUUUGGAAUUUAUUUCUAACACUCUAAAAUGGCGUGCAAGCUGUCUGUGUCUUACUUUUCACCUAAUUUUGAUUACUUAAUAAGCGCUUUGGUUCGAUUGGACAGAGAAACAAAUGAUCGGUUUAUUCUUCUUAAUCUUAACCUUUUCGUUUAUAGGAAAGCAAAAGUGAUUUCUGCAAAAAGUGACCAGUAACCAAAUAUUGUGCUGAUUAAGCAGUUGUUGGUUAAGUGUUUUAAUUGUUCCGUUAUGUGUUGUAACACAAUUUAAAAUGAUUGAUCGAGUUAAGAAAAAAUGAAUUAAUAUAUAUAUAUAUAUAUAUAUAUGAAUCGAAGUAGGCGGCUCCUCUUGAAUUUUUACAGAAAGCUAGGUGUAAGUUACUUUACAAAUGUUUACCACCCUCAGAAAGCUACGUGUAGGUUACUUUACUACUGUUUACCACCCUCAGAAAGUUACGUGUAAGUUACUUUACAACUAUUUACCACCCACAGAAAGUUACGUGUAAGUUACUUUACAACUGUUUACCACCCUCAGAAAGUUACGUGUAAGUUACUUUACAACUGUUUACCACCCUCAGAAAGCUACGUGUAAGUUACUUUACAACUGUUUACCACCCUCAGAAAGCUACGUGUAAGUUACUUUACAACUGUUUACCACCCUCAGAAAGUUACGUGUAAGUUACUUUACACGUAUUUAUUACCCUCUCUUUCUAUUUUUACACAAAUAUGACGCUACAGACCAGGUAGAACUUGGACGAAGAUUAAACAUAAUCAAGAAACAUAGUAUGUUCUUGAUAAUAAACAAAGACAUAAAGAACGGUUUAAACAGCGAUGUUUUAGAAUAGAUAGUAGUAUAAACAAUUUGAUGCCUUGUUUAACCGUUGAGUUUCCUAAAAGUUGAAUAAUGAUCCAUAUCACAUAAUAACAACCUUUAGAGAAUUCAUGCGUUCUUGAAAGGUUGUUCUAUUUUUUAUUAUUAUUAAGCAAAGAGAAAACAAAACAUGAAAACAACAAAUUUUAUUUUAAGCUUUGUAAGAUGAGGGCAUUACUUGAUUAUUAUAGUGUUAUUGACACACACAACGACAAUAAUUCAUUAUCAUGGUGUUAUUGACACACACAAGGACAAUACUUGAUUACCAUAGUGUUAUUGACACACACAACGACAAUACUUGAUUAUUAUAGUGUUGUUGAUACACCAAACGACAAUACUUGAUUAUCACAGUGUUGUUAACACACACAACUACAAUAUAUGACCAAUAUUGGAUAAGAAGCAACUUAUGAGUAAAAAUAAAGAAAUAAUAUCUUUGUAAAAUAACGUUUUAGAAGUCUCUAAUUUCUUGUUAACUGAAAUAUAUAUAUAUUGCAGAACACUAACUCUUAUGCCGUGAUAUGAAAGAUUCCAGUCUGUCAAGUGGCACAUUUUUUGGUAAAAACAUUAAUAAAGAAAUAAAGCUAUAAAGGUGUUCAUUUAAUUAAAAUUUUAAUCACGUACGAGCCUUACUUUUUAUCCUCUCUUAGAGAUGCAUGUCAUGAUCUUUCUCAAUGAAUUAAAAACCUAGCAGUUAGGUUAGAAAAAGUUAGACAAAGAAACUGUUUUUUUUUUAGGUUUCAGACUUGGGGUUUAUACAGGUUCAAACUAAUUGAGAAAAGUCAUGCUUUAAAGACAAAAAGUAAAGUGUUUAAAGAUAUUGGUAAUAUAGAAAGGCAUUUUUUGUUAUUCAGACAUACUUCGAUUUAGUAUUUUUCACUAUGUUCAAUACUUUUGUCGUGAAUUUCUACAAAUGUUUCCUUUGAAUCCCUUUCGACGAACAUUGUAUAUAUGCUCAAAAGCACUGGUCGUUGUUCCAACGAGACUUAAGAUAAUUGUUUACCUUGCCUCAUUGCCUUUAACAUCAUUGUCUGUCAACUGCCUAUGACGUCACAUUCUCAUUGUGCCUAUUGAAUAUGUGACAAUUAAUACCAUUUUGUGUGAACUUGUGUAUUACACAUAUGAGCUCGAACUUUUAUGUAUUUAUCUGUAUUAAUAGAUACAGAGUGAAAUACUAGUGAUUGUAAACAUUGUAAAAAAAGUAAUCUGUAGGUGAAACAUGAUGGGUCAAUUUAAACAAUUAGAAGUCUCAUGCCUCUCAAAAGCGUUUGAGUUUUAUGUUUAUUGGAAAAUAAUUUCAGAUUCAAAGUAAAUCUUGAGUGAAAUAAUUUGAAAACAGACAAACAAAGGUCAAUGUGCUUCGAAUCUUUGUGAAGUUUCGUUAUAUUUCUUAUUGAGCUAAAUACACGGUAACUAUACUACUUUGUUUCACAGUAUAGUAACUGAUUUUUGUUGUUUUCCAAAUACUCCUGACCCAACAGAAAUACACAGCAAUACACUAGAUUAUUUCAGAAUUUAUAAACGAAUUUCUUUAAGCCUACUUUAGGGUAUUGUAGAAAUAGCACCUAAUGAAACUACAGACAACAAUUAUGAUGCCGUGUUUCAGGCCAUUGUAUAUUUCCGCCAUGUUGUAUUAGAGAUGAUAUUAGCUUAAAUAAAUCAAUAUGCUAGAUAGCUUCAGUUGUCAAUCUAAUUAAUUAAAAAUAUAAUUACAACAUGACAAAAAUCACGUUAGCGCCCCCUUUAAUUUUUCGAUUUUCAUAAAGACCAUUUGCCGAAAACAUUACCACUUUCCCUUACAGCCAUUAUUAUUUUUACUUCCGAUCUGAUAGAGCUUGAUGUAUAACAUGUAUAACAACAGGUCGAUGUUGGCUUUGACAGACUUUUGUAUUUUUAACAUUUGAAUCGUCGAAAAUUGUUAUUACUGUUGAUAGGAAUUAAAAUAUUAUAAUUAUCUCAUGUUAGAAAUAUAACUUGCAAAGACGAUUUAUGAUUUGUGCCUUUCAAAAUUACUUGCUAUCUAAUUUUGUAGUGCGACGUGUUAAGGUAUUUGAAUGCAAGGUUCGAUCUGUCUAAGCGUGAAGACUGGUACGCUCCGUACGUUUGUCUGUAUGAAUUAGUAUAAAUUACUAAAAUCAGUGUUUGUUCUUGUGCAGCUUUCCAUAAGUCUCACAAAUAAAAUGAUGAUUUACAUCGCAUGUGUGCGUUUUGUUUUUAUCUUGUGAAAGAAUUGAUUCACUUG